Eupeodes corollae is the source of this 4252-nucleotide messenger RNA. RefSeq names its product serine/threonine-protein kinase PITSLRE (gene Pitslre). NCBI's taxonomy places the organism in Eukaryota, Metazoa, Arthropoda, Insecta, Diptera, Syrphidae. The transcript is spliced from 4 exons. Bases 1144 to 3882 code for a protein of 912 amino acids. Gene Ontology annotation, biological process: protein phosphorylation; regulation of mitotic cell cycle. Gene Ontology annotation, cellular component: nucleus. Gene Ontology annotation, molecular function: cyclin-dependent protein serine/threonine kinase activity; ATP binding. The record is from RefSeq and is a predicted model, not a curated record.
ACCGCUUUUCUUUUCUUAUCGAUUACACCCUUUCAUAAUCGCUACUUUCACUUCUCAAUGUUGGCACUACUGAAUUCUCCAUCACUCUAUUUCCAACCGUUCCGCCUUUUGUCUUCUGUCAACCAUUUUGUAAAAAGAAAAAAAAAUACUACAUAUUUUUCCAUCACUUGUCAAACGUUUACCUAAUCCGUAGGCCAAAUUUUUUCGUCUACGAUUUUGGGAGGUUUUUCUUUUCUUUUAAUUUAACUUUUUACUUAAUUUAUACUUAAAAAUAGUUGAUAAUCUUUUCUAAAACAUUAAAUCAAGUGAAUUUGCAUCACACAACAUCGCAAUUCACUCUCAAAAUAGAGAACAAUAACCACACAAAUCUUCAACAAAAAUGACUCAUUACGAUAAUUCAGGCAGCGAAGAUGGCCAACUUCGGAGCCCUGGCGAUACACAUUUUCUCAGGCCAGAAAGUGUGUACAUGUCCAAUGACCGAUGCGCGCGAUGGCCACACGAUCUCUCUAAAAUUAAAAAAAAGUUAAAAUUAAAAACAAAAAAACAUCUUUCCUAAUGCGAAACAAAUACUUUCUCGAGACGAGUAUUGUUUCCAAUAAAAAUAAAAAAAAAUUAAAAAUUUGUGUACCUAAAAUCGAUUUUAGAGUAAUGCAACGAAAAAAUCAAAUCGGGUUCAAGCAACGACGACGACGACGAGGCGAGGCGAUGCGAUAAAACUCGAAACGAAACGGAUGGUUGGUGGCUUGCAGUGGUAAUGUGGCGUGGUGCUGGUGAUUCUGGUGUUCACGAACUCGCUAAAUACCCCGCUUGUACCGCUGCUCGUAAUCGAAUUCGUCGAAAUCGAAAUCAAAAAAGAAAUCGUCGAAAUCUCGUCUAUGUUAAACUCGUCAAACUUCACGACUUCAUUCUGAAUAAUGGUGUGGAGGCCAGAAGAAUUCUUCAAAAGUCAACAAUGAUUUGAAUGAAGAUGACACAGAUUCCUUAGAUAUUAAACCACCGCAGGCAACAAUUCACCGCGACUUAUCCGGAAAGCGGCGAUCAGGCAAAGAGAAAAAACAUUCCAAAGAACGCAAGCACAAAAGUGACCACAGAGACAGGGAGGAUCGAAGGGAGCGAGGGGAGAAGAGCGAUGGCUCGGCGAGUAUGUCGGGAAGCAUAGGCAAGUAUCGAGGUGAACGGGACAUGAUGGUGGACGAUCGCCGGUACAUGAAGUACUACGACCGUGGUAGACCUAUGUCCCAUGGACAGCAACGCCGAGAUCACCAUUACGACAGAGGAACGCUCGGAGAUGAGUACGAGUACCAAAAUCGACACAAGCACCGCGAUAUGUACCAUCACCAUCAACAGUACCAACAGCCACCUCAUCAGCGUUACGAUUAUCACUCACAGAGGAAUUACAUGGAACCGCCACCGUACGAUACACGCCCCGAAGCAGAGAUGCUCGAGCAAGAUUUGCGAACAAGACUUCUGACCAAACGCCACAAGUAUGUUAAAGAGUCCUCGGGGCCCCACAAUCACCACGACAAGAGAAGCAGCCAUGAUUAUCACCGGGAACGGAAUGAUGGUACCACCGAAAAGAAGAAGGAACCUAUAAUCGAGGUAAUGGACAGCCCCGAGCAACAGGAAGCCCUUAAGAAAAGGCAACACAAAAAGAAGGAGAAAUCGCACACAAUAGAAGAUCCAGAGCUAGUGGCGAGGAAAUCCAAGCUUUUGGAAGCCGAACGCGAGAUGGCAAAGAGAAAAGAAUCGGCGCGAGAAGAACUAGAAGCCAGACGAGAGCUGCGCCGAGAACGCGGCGAAGACCAAAUCAUAGAAAAGGCACACAAAAGUGGUCACAAACGGUACCAAUCCACAGAGGAAAAGGCUCUGAAGAGAAAGAAGCGAAAAGUUGAGAGCGACAAUAUUUCAGAUGAUGUUCUUUCGGAUAAUUCUGAUGUUGUUAGCCAUAACGGUGGUAAGGAUGGUGAUCAGGAAGACGACGAAGAUAACAGCGAUGCAUCGUCGACGAAGUCGGAAAAGAAGAAAAAGAAGCACCGUAGGACAAAGGACGUUUCCGCCGAAAACUUUGACGUUUACAGCCACCAUGAAGAGGAUGAUGAUGACGACGACGAUGAUGAUGACGACGAUGACGAAGAUGACGAGAGCGAUUCCGAUUCCUCUGCCGAUUCUGAUGCACGGAGUCACAAAAGCUACAAUGGUGCUGCCGAAAAGACAAACAAGAAAAAAAAGCAAAUUCUUUCAGAUGAAGAAGGUAUUCUGCCAGACGAAAGUCCGCUGUCAAUAGGAAACCUGUCGAAAUCACCGCACAAACACAAACCUAAUAACUCCAGAUCGAGAUCGCGUUCCGACGCAUCCAGCCGAUCGAAGAGUGACAGUGAAUUGGACGAAGAUGACGAACGACGUUCAAGAUCACGAUCGCGUACCCGGUCGAGAUCCCCACGGUCGCACACACGUUCGAGGUCAAGAUCGAUCUCAGGCAGCUCCAGAUCCCGAUCUAGGUCCCGCUCGUUAUCACGAUCUAAAUCACGUUCCAGAUCAAGGUCGAAGUCGCGUUCGGAGGAGAGAAACAUGAAGAAGAGUGCCGAGGAAGAAGCCCGCAAGGGUGAUCCCGAUGUAAUUCUCGACGAAAAAGACGUCCCGCGCAAUGACAAAGGCGAGAAACUGCCAAACUACUUCCCCGGCAUUCAGGGUUGUCGCUCCGUGGAAGAGUUCCAGUGCUUGAAUCGCAUCGAGGAAGGUACCUACGGGGUGGUCUAUAGAGCGAAGGACAAGCGAACCAACGAAAUUGUGGCCCUUAAACGGCUGAAAAUGGAGAAGGAGAAAGAAGGCUUCCCCAUCACUUCCCUGCGAGAGAUCAACACGCUGCUCAAAGGGCAGCAUCCCAAUAUUGUGACGGUAAGAGAAAUUGUCGUUGGCAGUAACAUGGAUAGAAUCUUUAUUGUCAUGGACUACGUGGAGCACGACCUAAAGUCUCUAAUGGAGACCAUGAAGCACAAAGAACAAUCCUUCUUUCCCGGCGAAAUCAAGUGUCUAAUCCAACAGCUGCUGUGCGCGGUUGGCCAUUUGCACGACAAUUGGAUUCUCCAUCGGGACCUGAAAACAUCGAAUUUAUUGCUCUCUCACAAAGGCAUCCUGAAAGUGGGUGAUUUUGGGCUGGCUCGGGAGUACGGAAGCCCGCUCAAGAAGUACACCUCCCUGGUGGUCACACUUUGGUACAGAGCCCCAGAGUUGCUCUUAUGUUCGCCUGAGUACUCGACGCCAAUUGAUAUAUGGUCAGUGGGAUGUAUUUUUGGAGAAUUCCUACAAAUGCUACCACUGUUUCCGGGAAAAUCAGAAAUAGAUCAACUCAAUAGGAUUUUUAAGGAACUUGGAACCCCAAAUGAGAAGAUCUGGCCCGGAUACAAAGACCUACCCGCCGUAAAGAACCUGCUCAGUCAGAAUUCCCAAUUCACAGAAUAUCCUGUGUCCAAUCUGCGUAAAAGGUUCAUAAAGCGAACGACAGAAACUGGAAUAUCCCUGUUGCAGGGCUUGCUUACCUAUGAUCCCAAGCAAAGACUGAAUGCCGAGCAAGCUCUGAAUCAUCCCUAUUUCAAGGAGCUACCACUGCCCAUUGACCCGUCAAUGUUCCCCACAUGGCCAGCAAAGAGCGAGCUAGGAGCUCGCAAGGCGUUAGCCUCCUCACCCAAACCUCCCUCGGGUGGUUCACAGUUCAAGCAGUUGGGUCACGAUGAUAUUAUCACGACCAAAUCGUCAGGCGUUGCUUCGGGUAUCAUUUCGGGCAGUAAAAAGUCGGCGUCAAGCAGCAAUACGGGAUUUGUCCUAAAUGCUGGAAUUGAUCAACGUCAAUUGGCAAUGGGGCCAGGGUUUAGUUUAAAAUUUUAAAGAAAACAAAAAAAAAACUAUCUUAGUUUUGUAAAAUUGGAUUUUUGGCAAUGUAAUUCUUUUUUUUAACAAUUGAUUGGAGAUGAAAAAGUUUAUUUUUUUCAUUGAAUCCCAUUUUUUCCCGCCAUGUAGAAUGUAAAUUUUUAAGUAUACAAAAAAAAAAAAAAACAAAACUCGUUUCACAAAUAAAACAAAACAUUAUUAAACUACAUAGAUGUCAUCAAAACAAAACAAAAAUCAGUCAGGUCCUGUGCAUAAUAUGUGUGUCUUCAAAAAGAAAUUGAAGACAAAAAGAUAGAUAUGAAAUAAAAUAAAGUAUGUAAGAAAAAUUAAUUUUUGAAAAAAUACAAAAAUGCAAUGUUGUUUUAAA